This is a messenger RNA of Solanum dulcamara, 567 nucleotides long. RefSeq lists its product as uncharacterized. The record is from RefSeq and is a predicted model, not a curated record. The transcript has 2 exons. Gene Ontology annotation, molecular function: DNA helicase activity. Lineage: Eukaryota; Viridiplantae; Streptophyta; Magnoliopsida; Solanales; Solanaceae. Gene Ontology annotation, biological process: DNA repair; telomere maintenance. The coding region runs from base 1 to 567 and encodes 188 amino acids.
AUGCAUAAAUACUGUUUUGAGGCUCUUGAUCAAAUUCUUAGAGAUAUUCAAAGAUUUAAAGAUCCAUCAAAUUUAGAACGGUCAUUUGGAGGAAAGACAAUUGUUCUUGGAGGGGACUUCAGACAAAUCUUGCCAAUUUUAAAGUUAACAAAGAAUAUGAGAUUGCAAGUAGGAAGAUCUAGUGAAGAUUUGGAUGAGCUAAAGCAGUUUUCUGAUUGGAUUUUGGCAAUAGGUGAUGGAAAGACGGGAUAUUUCAUUGAUGGUGUUGAGAAAGUAAAAAUAUCCGAUGAUCUUCUCAUACAUAAUUGUGAUGAUCCAAUAUCCGGAAUUGUAGAAAGUACAUAUUUCAAUUACUUGACACAUUCUACAGAUAUGAAAUACCUUCAAGAAAGAGCAAUUCUUGCGCCUACUCUUCAGAUGGUAGAAUCUGUGAAUGAUUACAUGGUUUCUCUAAACCAUAGUCCGGAUAAUUCAUAUUUAAGUCCUGAUAUAAUUUGUAUGUUUGAUCAUGCAUUUACAUCUUUGGAACAUGUUCAGACACCUGAAUUUCUUAAUAGUAUUAAUUAA